UUUGGGUUCUUCAACCCCUUCUUACUAUAGAUAUAUGAUGUUGGAUACCGAUUCACAAACACUAUUUGUAGGUCAUAUGAAUCAUUUAGAUAUAUUUGAUAUUUCCGACCAUCAGGUGUUCCCAAUUCAUUCGAUAUCAUACAAUUUUACAUCUAUAAAAAGAAACUUGGACUACUGUAAACUUUCAAAGCCAGAGGUACCAUAUUGUCAAAAUCAUAUAAAGUUUAUAACAAAAACGAAGGACGAUGUUUUGUUUGUUUGUGGAACAAAUGCAGAUGCACCUAAAGGCUUUGAAAUCAAUACAACCAGCAAUGCUACAACGUAUGGAUCUGGUGACAAAUUCACAGCUGUACCCUGUUCAAAUGACCCAUUUCACAAUUCUACAGCUAUUUACAUAAAAUCUUCAAAUCCUAGUAAAGAGGGUGAUAUCUAUUAUGGGAGUACAUUGCAUUCAGAAUCAACAAUUCAAAGACCUAUUUUUGGAACUAAUGAUUAUACGAAAGGCGUUAUCAGUAACAAGUGGAUGAAAGAUCCACAGUUUGUAGGCUCUUUUGAUGUUCAAGAUAAAGUGUUCUUCUUCUUCCGAGAGACAGCUGUAGAUGUACCUCCAAAUGAAUACAAUGUUUACUCCAGAGUUGCCAAAGUUUGUAAGAAAGAUAUGGGUGGAAAUUCAUUACUGAGGAAUAAAUGGACGAGCUACCAGAAGUCGAGACUUAACUGUUCUAUUCCUGGAUCAUUCCCGGUAUACUUCGAUUUCAUACAAGACGUUGUGACGAUAGAUAACAGCAUUUUCUAUGGGUUGUUUACAACAAGAACUGGAUAUCCUGCUUCGGCUAUAUGUGCAUUCAGUUUAGCAGAUAUUGACAAAGUUUAUAAAGGUUCAUUUAAAUAUCAGCCUGCGUCUAACUCAUAUUGGCAAGAAAAAACAACCUCUUUGAACCCAAGACCAGGACAGUGUUCAAACGAUUCCAUGUCUCUAGCUGAGGCCAACCUCCAAUUCAUUGCCGACAAUCCUUUAAUGUAUGACACAGUCCAACCAUUAAAUGGAAAACCAAUUUUUGUUUUGCAACAGACGGAAUUACAACAUUUAGAACUUGAUCGAAACUUAACCGAAAUGGUAUUUUAUGCUGCAUCAAAUACUGGAAAGAUAUACAAACUAUUUUAUAAGGAUAACAAGAAGACAUAUGUCUCAAGUAUAUUCUCGGCUACUCUGGAUCAAGAUGUUAUUUGGACAAUGAAACAUCAUAAAGGUUCAGUUUAUGUAGGGACGGACACUAAAGUUCAACAGAUAAAUGUGAUCAGCUGUGAGCAGCACCGACGAGUAGAUUUAUGUGUUAAAGAUCCGCAUUGUGCUUGGAUAAACAAAGCAAAUCUAUUACCAGAAACUGAAAGAGAUCUUAAGUGUCGUGAUCUGGCUUAUAUUAAAGAUCACAAUCUCUUAAAUGAAGAAGAAAUUUACACCCACAUCAAUUACAACCUGUCCGAGGAUACUCCGUUUGUUGGUCCUCCAGAAAAACCCAAAUAUUUGCAAGUCAUUAAGACAACGACAGACCAAAUCGAUGUACGAUGGUUAGCAGGAUACAAUGGAGGAUACGAUCAAACGUUUGUUUUUGAUUAUCGGAUCGAGAAAGCAAGUUCAUGGAGUACACAAGAGUACAACCCAGACUUCAGUGAUAAAAGUAUACAAACUUAUCAAAUAACUGGACUUGAAAACGGGAAAUUAUAUGAAGUAAGAAUGUGUUCAAAGAACAGUAUUGGUAGAAGUCCACAUACAGCUACCAUUUCUGUAUCGACAGCAAUCACAGACUUGUAUUUUAUUCUGUUUAUAACUACACUAUGUAUCCUGAUCCUUGCAAUCCUGGUCGGUUUCGUAUGUAUGCGCAACUGGUGCUUUAAAAGACACAAAGGAAAGCUAACUGAUAAUCAAGUUGAUGCAGACAUUCAAAUCAAAUCAAAAUCUUCAAACGGAAAUAUGGUUUUAAAAACUAAAGACGAGACGAAAUCAAAUAACCUAACACAAAUCAAAAACUACGAAAAAGAAGAAAUAAAUCAAAAACUUAAAGACAUACUGUGUAAUGGAUGCAUUACGAAGUGUGAUGAAAUCAUCAAAAUGGUUCUACAAACUUUAAAUGAUAAAAAACAGAAGAAAAGAAAAACAAAAAAAUCAAAAGAAAACAAGAAUAGUCUGCACGGAUUAACAAAUCAUACUUAUGCAAAUGAAAAUAGCACAACUUCUUUUUGAACCAUCUUACGUACACUGGUGACCUACCUGCAUAUACAUGAUGAUCCGUUUACAUUCCGUCACGGAAACAGUGAUACACAUUUUAUAAAAAGCAUGUGUAUGAAUUUAUGAUGCGAGUCUAGUUCGAAUGAAUAGAUUACGCAAUAUGUACAUAUUGGUUAUUCAAUUUACAUUGACAUAUGGAACAUUCAGAUAGAGAAACAAUCGGAAAAUACGAAGGUUUUCUUCUUUUAUGAAUUGUUGAAUGAUCGCACAUUUAUCUUUGAUUGACUGAAAAAUGAUUCAAAAAAUUAAAGAUCGAGGAACUUUUAAAUUGCUUUGAAGAGAUUGUACUAUUUAGAAAUAAAAUGAUUAGAAGCCAUA
This is a messenger RNA of Mytilus trossulus (common blue mussel), 2605 nucleotides long. RefSeq names its product semaphorin-2A-like. Lineage: Eukaryota; Metazoa; Mollusca; Bivalvia; Mytilida; Mytilidae. Bases 35 to 2242 code for a protein of 735 amino acids. Gene Ontology annotation, molecular function: semaphorin receptor binding; chemorepellent activity. Gene Ontology annotation, biological process: positive regulation of cell migration; negative regulation of axon extension involved in axon guidance; negative chemotaxis. The transcript has 20 exons. The record is from RefSeq and is a predicted model, not a curated record.